This is a messenger RNA of Amoebophrya sp. A120, 903 nucleotides long. Lineage: Eukaryota; Dinophyceae; Syndiniales; Amoebophryaceae. The record is from the annotation of a GenBank genome assembly.
CCCAGGCCCAGGCUGAAGCCACUGCAGCGGCCCGCAUCGGCGCCAUCAGCCUUGGCGGCGGCGCCUCGGCGCAGCCUUUGCCGGCGCUCUUGGACUUCGUCGGGAUGGAGAGCGGAUUGGCGGAGAGCGUAGCGGCGCCGUUUCCGACGGUUUGGCGCCGGGGGGCAACAGCGAAGGGAGGCAGUGGGGCGCCUUGGAUUAUGGGCCGCGCGAGGACGCGCCCGCGUUGAUAGCGGGGGCGACGGGACCGCGGCCCUAAGCAAGGCAGACAGGCCGAUAGGAAGGGCCGAGAGAGAACAAGGCCACUGCUUCGGGUCCCAGCCGGUGCGUGGCGCCUGGCUGGUGGACCAGCUGCGCUUCUCCUGGCGAACACAUCGCGCGCCGUGCCAUCUGGGAUAGAAGAAGUAAGCUGAAGCUUUUCCAACAGACACGGCCGCAAUGCUGUCGCGCCUUCCGAAGAGAUCCCGCCGUGGGGGGAGUGCUAAUGCACGUAGGCGAGGACUUCUGUCUGGUCGCGAGCGCGCAGGAGGAGCGCGGCCUGCCCGGACGCAGGGGAGAACAGUGCAGCAGGCGCCGGGGGGCUGGAGGUCUUGCAUGGCCAUCAUCUGGAUCAGACAGGAAGCGGCGCAAGGUUUCAGCUCGGCCCUUGGGUGCUCCUUAGCGGCGGGGCUUUUCAUAAUAUCAGGCGCGCGCAACGGUGCGAAUUGUAUCAGCGCGCCAGGAGGUUCGCGAAGCGGUAGAGGGGCUCGCGGCUCUCGCGGUGCCCGCCAUCGCGGCGAAGGGAAUCAACUACCGAAGCGCGGCCGCGCCGGAUGCCGCCUGGCACUCGGGUGGGUACGAGAUGCGCGACUACAGAGGUGGCGGAGUUUGUUCCGCAGGAUCUGCGUCGCGGCCCAGCAAUAA